ACUUUGUAGCGUAACCAAAACAGGCGCCCGGCGAGCUGUCAAUCAUUCCGGCAACAUGACGGAGUCGGCAUUCAUUUAAACGUCUUUUAGUGGAACUUGUAAAAACCGUCGCUUUUUACUGAACGUGUCUUCAUUUUUACGACACUCCUAUGACGCCAAAUACUGUAAAUGUGCGGUCAUUUUAGCCUUCUAUAUCUGGAAGUGUCAAGUAGCUCAGCUAGCUCAUUUAGUUAAAUGUGCGUUUUUGGUUUUUGCUUUGUUUCGUCCUCAAACGCAAAUGGCUCACUUCGACAAGUCAAACAACAGUAAAGGGACGACACAAAGUAGACCGAAGUUGGACUGGAGGUUCGUGAAAAGGUUCUGCGGCAUCCAGAAGGUUCUCUUCCCGUCAUGGAGCAGCAAAAGCGUGCUCAUGUUUGUCACGCUACUGGCAGUCACCUUAACAGGUAUGCCGAAGUUCAGCUCAGGGAAAAACAAAACAACAAAAGAUUGCAGCAGCAGCUGAUCAUUUACCAGGUUGGCGUCCUCCCCAGUCGCUUCUACAAGGUGCUGGCCGACAAGGACGACAAGGCCUUCAGGAACCUGCUGCUCACCGCCCUGGUGCUCAUCGUCGUCAACUCCACUUUGAAAAGCCUGGACCAGUACAUCGCCAACCUGAUGUAUGUGGACUGGAGGAAGACGCUAACGGAGAGUCUGCACACGGCCUACUUCCAGGGACGAGUCUACUACACCCUCAACGUGCUCCGAGAGGACCUGGACAACCCCGAUCAGCGCAUCAGUCAGGACGCCGAGAGGCUGUGCAAGCAGAUGAGCUCCAUGGCGAGUCGGAUCAUCGUGUCGCCCUUCACGCUGGCUUACUACACCUACCACUGCUUCUACAGCACAGGCUGGUUGGGCCCGCUGAGCAUCUUCGCUUACUUUGUGGUGGGGACGGGGGCCAACAAAGUCCUGAUGGGGCCCAUCGUGUCCACGCUCUUCGAGCAAGAGAAACUGGAGGGCGACUUCAGAUUCAAGCACAUGCAGAUCCGAGUCAACGCCGAGUCGGCGGCUUUUUACAGGGCCGGCAAAGUGGAGCACGCGAGGACUGACGGGCGGCUGCAGACUUUGCUGCAAACUCAGCAAAGUCUGAUCAACAAAGGCUUGUGGCUCUACAUUGGCGUCAACACCUUCGACUACCUGGGCAGCUUCCUCAGCUACGUCAUCAUCGCUAUUCCCAUUUUCGCCGGCCUCUACGCCGGCCUGACGCCCGGCGAGCUCAGCGCGCUCAUCAGCAGGAACGCCUUCGUGUGCAUCUACCUGAUCAAUGGCUUCACGCAGCUGAUCGACCUUUCCACCACGCUGUCGGACGUGGCCGGCUACACCCACAGGAUCGGCGAGCUGAGUGAAGUGAUGGACGACGUCCUGCGCCAGCAGUGCGACUACGACCCGGCUUCGGGGGAAAGCUACGACUUUGACAGCGACUCCACCGUGCACGGCGGCCCCCUGGACACGGCCUUCGUGGUGGACCGGCUGUCCUACAAGUGUCCCUCCUCGGAGCGGCAGCUGGUGGAGGACUUGAGCCUGACCAUAAGCGAGGGCACCAACCUGCUGGUGGUGGGCAACACGGGCACGGGCAAGACGUCGCUCUUGAGGGUCCUCAACAGACUGUGGGAGGCGGAGAGCGGUUUUGUCCAAAUGACAACGUGCUUCGGGCCCCGAGGGACCCUCUUCCUGCCCCAAAAACCGUACCUGACGGACGGCACGCUGCGCGAACAGGUCAUCUACCCGCUCAAGGACGUUUACCCGGAAUCAGGGUCCGUAGAUGACGACCGGAUUAUGAAGUUUCUGGAGCUGGCGGGUGUGUCGGGUCUGGUGAGGCGGACCGGCGGGCUGGAUCAAGUGGUGGACUGGAACUGGUACGACGUUCUGUCUCCGGGCGAGAUGCAGCGUCUUUGUUUCGCCCGACUCUUCUACCUGCAGCCCAAAUACGCAGUGUUGGACGAGGCCACCAGCGCCCUGACGGAGGAGGCGGAGUCGCAGUUGUAUCGCACGUGCAAGCAGUUGGGGAUGACCGUGCUCACCGUGGGGCACCGCAGGAGCUUGGAAAAGCACCACGACAUGCAGCUGAAACUGUGCGGCGACGGCCGUUGGGAGUUGAGCCGAAUCAAAGGCCGCGGCGGGAGCGGCAGAGACGACGCCGUCAUGUGACCGCAACACUCCCUGGUUCCGCGGCGCCGUCACACUUCCUGUCCGGCGUUGUGGUUCCGACAUUCAGCAAACACUUGAAGAAAGUGACCCCAGUUGAGGUUCCUUCGUUGGAGGAUUGCGCGAGCCGGUUGGUGCAAGUGUUUUCAUUUUCGUCAUUCAACUUUGACCUCGGUUGGUCCAUUCUUAUUCGUUUUUUAAAAAUGAGCUCCAGUCAAACACAAAUCAUCAAUAAAAAUUGCCUCCAGUCGC
This is a messenger RNA of Syngnathoides biaculeatus (alligator pipefish), 2436 nucleotides long. RefSeq names its product ATP-binding cassette, sub-family D (ALD), member 4 (gene abcd4). The record is from RefSeq and is a predicted model, not a curated record. Gene Ontology annotation, molecular function: long-chain fatty acid transmembrane transporter activity; ABC-type transporter activity; ATP hydrolysis activity. NCBI's taxonomy places the organism in Eukaryota, Metazoa, Chordata, Actinopteri, Syngnathiformes, Syngnathidae. Gene Ontology annotation, biological process: very long-chain fatty acid catabolic process; peroxisome organization; fatty acid beta-oxidation. The transcript has 19 exons. Gene Ontology annotation, cellular component: peroxisomal membrane. The coding region runs from base 391 to 2187 and encodes 598 amino acids.